AUGAGUAUUGCAGAACAACUAAAAAAAGUGCGUGAGCAAUGCACCACAGAAAAAAGAAAGGUUGUUCUUUUUAACGAGUGGAGAGAAGACCCUGAUGUUCUUUUUUACACGCGUGUGGAAGAGGCCGUUGAGCUAUUUUCUAUAUACCACGAGAAGUUCUACGAGAAGACGCAGAAGUACUUUGAAUAUUUCGCAGAUAGCAGAAGCAAAGACUCAAGAAGAGACAGGCUGACUGAAAAAGAGAACAGCAGUCUCUCGAAAAGAAUGAAAAUGUUUUUGGAAGAGCUGGCACCGUACUCCCACCACGAGCACACACAGAUUAUACUGGAAUGGCUGAUACGAAGAUACCGCAUCGAUAAGUACGAGUUUGACCAUCUGGUGGUGUGCACUUUGAGAGUUCCUGCACUCCAAGAGAUUCUCUAUCUCUCGGUAAAAAGCAGUUUGGAAAAGAAAAACUUAGCGCACGAUCUUCUUGCCUGCAGAAGCAUAGCAGUGCACAUAGGCAGAGUACUGGCAAAGUCCAUAGCACUGAAUAGCAUCCUGCUGAAGCCAUUGAGCAGCAUCAGCGAAGAGAAUGACACCGUUAAUUUUGUAGUGUUUUUGGAGGCAGUAUCAUGCAGUCUCUUCGAAAGCGAGAAAGUACAAGAGGAGAUCAUAGGGCAGUGGAUCGACUCUGUGAUGCAGUGCAGAGACAGGCUUGUAAAAGAAAAAUCAACAGAUUUGAUAGUCAAGCCACUGGAGUCUACUCUUUUCCAGAUAUCCAGGAGUCAUGAUCUGCUAGACGAGAUAAAAGACAGAAUCGAGUCAUUCAGAGAGAAGCCAACUGAGAUACAGCCUGAAGAAGUAGCAGAAGUAUCGCACAGAUUUUCAACACUCUACGCGCACUUCAAAAGAACAGGAGCAGCAGAAGAUAUCAUCAGCGAGUACCCAGAAGAGUUCCUCUACCAGAUCAUCACAGAGAAAGAAGAGAUCUCAAAUUGGCUUGAGCUAGUGGGGGAGAUAAUCUUCAAUAAUUUGAUAAGCGAUGAAAGCUUAGUCGCACUGUUCCAGGACAAGCCCUGGCUUAUAGGCUUUGCCAGCACAGACAGCAGAUGGGGAAAGCUCGUGAAAAAGCAGCCCGCCAUCUCGAUUCUGGCUAGCCUGGAAGAGAAGAAGGAAGGUGAAAUUUUCUCCAAAAAAUUCUUAAAACAGUUUUACCAGCUUCUUCCAAACACGUACUUGGAAAAAUGGAUAUUCAAGAAAAUAGACACAACUGCAAACCUGAAAACAGUGCUGUCGGUUUUUCUUCCAGUGCUAUCCAACGGAACACUGGCAUCAGAGAUUCUGAAAGCUACGGCAUGGGAGAGUGCGUGCUUAUUCCUCCAGGAGACAACUGUGCCCAUAUUUAUCCAGAACAUUGACAAAGCUCUGUUUAUCGAUUCAUUCUUGCAGUAUGUUGAUAUAGCAUCUAAAUACUCUGAUUACACUCCGCUAAAAAUGGAAUUAUCGCCUGAAGAAAAACAGCAUCUGCUGGCGAUAAGCAAGAAAAAAUGGGAAAAAAAGAAAGCCAGUAUGACAGAGCUUCUGUUCAUUAUCCAUCUGUUUAGUGACUUAGGUGCAUCUACUGAGUCUCUGCUUGCAAUGAAAAAAAGCAUUGUGCGGCUCUCUGAGACAGAAAGAAAACGGUGCAUUAAAGCCAUACUGGAAAUUCUAUCAACUAGAGAGGAUAAGAUCCUGGGAAGCGAGCUGAUGUCUCUCCUAGAGACUCUUGACACAUUCGACAUCGAUACAACAGUCUCUCUGCUUGCAUACAAAUCAGCCAUGUCAUUAGAUCUAAUGGAGUUCGGCACUAUUAUCACAAAUUCAAUAACGGUGCCGGGAACAGUAGAGGCAAAAAUGAUGAAUGUUCUGCUGAAAGAUAACUUUGAUCUGGUGGAGAGCGUCUUUGAAAAGUACUUCGGCACUCUUUCAUCUGAGAGCAUUCUUGCAGUCAUUGCAACAUCGCAUGUAGCAGUGCUGUUAUCCGGUCUCGCAAAAGUGUUUAACAGCCUGGAAGACGGAAUUAAAAUUAAAAUAAUCCAGGAGGCAAUAGAGCAGAAUAAGAACGGAAAUCCCCUGCUAUUCGAGGCCCUGUGUGCACACAGCACACCUGGCAUGCUCCUUAAGUCUCUACCAGAAGGAAACCAGUACGCGGUUGCUCUGCUGCUGGACAGCGUGGUUAAUAUGCUCGACUCACAAUCAGAAAUAUCGCCAAGUGCAGAUAGUAAUGAAAACAUGGAAGUUGGAUCAUUGCUGCUAAACGCGCUGGUAAUAGCUAGAAAGAUGGGCAUAUACGAGCCUUCUCUGCUGAACUGGGAGAAGAGCAUUCUUCCAAUGAAGGGCGUGCCAGCUCUUCUUUCAGAUAAGCUCAAGAAAACACCGAGCCUCAUUGUAAAAGGUAUUAUUUCCAGAUACCUUAAAAAGAAUCUGCCAGCAACUGAUCUCCUACUUGCCUUCAUUAAAGCAGGAAUAUCAGACCAGUCUGCGCUCCUUAACGUUCUUAAGUACAACCCAUCUUCAAAAUCAAAAGUUCUACUUUUUAGAUCUCUUCUCAUGAAGAAGACCCUGAAAAACUCUCUUCCAAUUAUACUAGCCAUUCUAAAGGACAAGAAGUCAUCUCUGAUCAGGUACUACAUACAGUCCAGACUGAAGUACAUUGUCAAGAUAGUUCUGAAAGAAAGCACGGAGAAUCCAAAUAUAGUUUCGUCCAUUCUUGGAAAUCUGGUUAAAAGAGAAAAGAACAUUAUGCACCCAUACACAUCCGACAUUUUAGGACUAAUCAAGAAAACAAAGAAGAAGGGCCUGAUAGCGCCCCUGACAAAGAUAGACAUCAGAUACGUCAUGCAAGAAGUGAAAACCAGACAGGACAUAAUUAUACUCAGAGAAUAUGUGAGAUCAAAGUUAGAGAAACUGGAAACUGAGGAGAUAAACAGCCUGGUUGCAUUCUACAUUGAGCACAUAGAAGAACACGCUGCUUCUAAAGGGCUUGUCGAAGUCUUCCCUGCAGUUGAGAACAAGAGCAGCGUGUGGCCCACUAUUCUUAAAAAAUGCAACGGUUUUUCUGUGCUCUUCAUCCACAUUCUCUUGAGAAUAUCCAAGGAUGACCAGAAAGGCGACUGUCUGGCAUCGCUCUCGUGUGUGUACUCUCGAUUGGAAGAGCUGCUAAUCUCAUCUCUGGAGGCAAACGAGAACAUUGCCAUCAUUGAAAUUAUGCGAAGAUUUUUCCUGCACCAAAAAGACACGCUUAUUGACACAGCAAAGAUCACUGCUCUUUCAGUUAAAUCAGUCAGCAACUCUAAACAAAUGCCUCUUCUGAUAGCAUCUCUCUUCUACUCGCAGUCGAUCAAUAAGCCAUCAGACGCAGAAGAAAUAAACCAUGUGGUUCUUGCUGAAAUAGUCAAGGCAGAAGGAGCAAGAAAAGCAGCCCUAUUCACCACCCUGCGGAGAAUGUACAAGAAGGCUCCCGAGUUCAUUGGAAGGAUACUCGGACAAAGCGCUCCAUACUUUGCCAUUCUCUUGGAGUCAAAGGAUGCUGAGACAAGAUCCAAGGCAGAGAGUCUUAUGGCCCUUAUCAAGACAGAAUCAGGCGAAAACCCGUACAGAUUCCUUUGA
Messenger RNA from Nematocida minor, 3630 nucleotides. RefSeq lists its product as uncharacterized. Gene Ontology annotation, cellular component: t-UTP complex; small-subunit processome; 90S preribosome. The transcript has a single exon. Bases 1 to 3630 code for a protein of 1209 amino acids. Gene Ontology annotation, molecular function: snoRNA binding. NCBI's taxonomy places the organism in Eukaryota, Fungi, Microsporidia. Gene Ontology annotation, biological process: positive regulation of transcription by RNA polymerase I; maturation of SSU-rRNA from tricistronic rRNA transcript (SSU-rRNA, 5.8S rRNA, LSU-rRNA). The record is from RefSeq and is a predicted model, not a curated record.